Messenger RNA from Plectropomus leopardus (leopard coralgrouper), 1649 nucleotides. It is a transcript of the gene bcl2l1, whose product is annotated as BCL2 like 1. The record is from RefSeq and is a predicted model, not a curated record. Gene Ontology annotation, molecular function: BH domain binding. Gene Ontology annotation, cellular component: mitochondrial outer membrane. Gene Ontology annotation, biological process: regulation of apoptotic process; release of cytochrome c from mitochondria; intrinsic apoptotic signaling pathway in response to DNA damage. Lineage: Eukaryota; Metazoa; Chordata; Actinopteri; Perciformes; Serranidae.
CUGGGAGAUCUCCAUCGGCGACGUUAGCCAGACGGGCUAGCAAUGACGGAUAGGAUUACUCCUGCCGGGGUCUGGAUUGUGAGCCACCAGACAUGAUUUUAUGGAGACCACCCUACAAGGCCUGAGCUGAUUUGUCAGCCUUGUGUAGGUUUGGUUUUCACCCCCCGAGUGUCCUCUGGAUAUCAGCUGACCAUGGUGGUCUGAGCAGGGGAAAGCCUGGCACGGUGUUUAUUCACUCUGACACGGCAAGGCUUGACCAAGAGAGGAGCAGGAGAGGAGACGGACCGGCGCAAAGAGAAAAAGCAUAUUUAAACACAAAAUGUCUCAAAACAGAGAACUGGUGGUUUUCUACAUAAACUAUAAACUCUCCCAGAGAAACUAUCCUCUCAACCACAUGGGACUCAUAGAGCCUACAAACAGGACUGACGGGGGGGAGGAAGGGUUGGGCGAGGAGCAGCGGGUAGCGACGCACCCCAAUGGGACUUUUAACGGUAUGAGUCUCGGGACCCCGCCGGCAUCCCCGCUGCGGCAGCAACAGUUGCCGUCGACGACGAGCCUGGACGCGGUGAAAGAGGCGCUCCGGGACUCGGCCAACGAGUUCGAGCUGCGGUACGCCCGCGCCUUCAGCGAUCUGCACCACCAGCUGCACAUCACGCCGGCCACGGCCUACCAGAGCUUCGAGAACGUGAUGGAUGAGGUGUUCCGGGACGGAGUCAACUGGGGGCGCAUCGUGGGGCUUUUCGCUUUUGGCGGGGCGCUGUGCGUGGAGUGCGUGGAAGAGAUGAGUCCGCUGGUGGGCAGGAUCAUAGAGUGGAUGACGGUGUACCUGGACAACCACAUUCAGCCCUGGAUCCAGAGCCAAGGAGGAUGGGAACGCUUUGCCGAAAUCUUUGGGCAGGACGCGGCGGCAGAGAGCAGGCGGUCUCAGGAGAGUUUCAAGAAGUGGCUGCUGGCGGGAAUGACCCUAGUGACCGGAGUGGUGGUGGGCCACUCAUCGCCCAGAAACGCCUGUGAAGGGAGACACACGACACCCCUUCCCAACACUCAUAACCCUUCUCCGCCUGUCACCAUCCUCGACCUCCACAACGACAGAAGUGAAAAAUGAAGGUCCUGUUUGUCUCAUCAGAACUGCUGAUGAUGUUUACUCACCCCCCCACCACACACACACACACACACACGCACGCACACACACACACACACACACACACACACAUCUCUCAAAGUGGACAAAGAAUCCUCACGUUGUUGAACUUUUUGAGAAAAAAGACAGAAAAGAGGAAGAGUAUUCAUGUGUUCAUCUUAUUCCACCUUGAAAAAAAUGUGUGGUUAUACAGAGACAGACGUGUUUUACUUGCUGGACCGAUUGUUCCUGCGAUUCCUCCCUCCACUGGUUCUGUCUUUAUGUUUUAGUUUUAACAAAUUUUGGUUUCCCGUGUUUGUCCACAAAAGAGGCUAAAACUGACUUCACAGUGAACCUGUCUGAUAUUAAGAGUCAGUGUGUUUUGGGGCUCGGACCGCUCCACACAUCUCCGUCUCCAAGCUUGUUUUUUUGCUGGUUCCCUCAGACGCCUCCACCAUAGCUUUGUGUGUGCCAUAUGGAGAGUGAAAGCAGGGGAGGAUGUAGCACCUGCCCCUGAGCGGCUUCUAGC